Molecule: messenger RNA, 2298 nt
Organism: Volvox carteri f. nagariensis
Lineage: Eukaryota; Viridiplantae; Chlorophyta; Chlorophyceae; Chlamydomonadales; Volvocaceae
Exons: 7
Coding region: 1-2298 (765 amino acids)
Source: RefSeq, a predicted model, not a curated record
AUGAGUACUGGCGUCGUCGCGGCAAGCGCCGCGGCGGUUGCCAUGUACUGGUAUUUGUUUAAGCAGAAGGGUCUUCAAGAUGGCGUUAUGGAGCCGGUGCUACCUGUCGAGGCGUGCAGAAAUGCGCCUGACCAUGCCCCAAGCAAUUGGGGAGAGGCACUGUACCACGUGAAGGAGGUCCUGAGAUACAUGUACAACGAAACGCUGGGCCGGUGGCAUACUAUCGACCUAUUCGUGGGACUCGCUUACCUCUCGCACCGAGAUGCGAUCGAGUACCCGGCAGCGGACAUCGCUGCGAGAGGCGCACCUGUUAGCCUGGAUUGCAGCGUUACUGAGCAGAUUAAGCUGAUGUUGGAGCUCCAGGAGGCCCGGCGGUACAUGCUGUACUGCAAGGGUCUCAAGCUACGACGGGAGGACAUGCAGGCCAGGUUUUGGAGAGAGCACUUGGGACAGGGGUCAUCGGCGGCGGCAGCUGGUGGUGGCGGCGGCGGUGGCGGCUGUCUUCCCAUCGGUGGCGGUGGCGGCAGCAGUGGCGUGGGACUCGGCUCCGCCGCCGCUAGCGGCAGCUACAGCUCCCUGUGCGAGUAUGAGAGUGGCGGCGGCGCCGUGGGCGUUUCCGGGACUGUUGGCGUUAUGGCGCCGCCGAGAAUGGAUGCGCCAGAUAGUCCCGGCAAGGCGAAGGCCCGGGCGGCGACGGCGGCGGCGACAGCGGCGGCGGCGGCGGCGGCGCCAGCGUCAGGCGGCGUCCUUGGCUCCAGCAUCGCGGCUCUGGCAUCCACUCGAGUCAUCGGCGACUGGUUGUGGCGCGGCGGCGGCAUGCUGUUUACGACAUGUACGAUACCUCGGAGGGCUAUGUCCGCGCCCGGUCCGGCGGGGCUGGUGGGAGACCCCGCAGGGGGAGCUGCAACGGGCCUUAUGUCCACACUCGGCGGCGGAGGCGGCGGUGGAGGCGGCGCUCGCCGGACGGCUGGUGCAGUGGCGACCGAAUCAGAGCCCCUUUUGAUGAAUGUGGGAGAUGGGUUUGACGACGAGUCCGACCCUGAUCGUGAUGAUGAUGAUGAUGGCGAUGAUGAAGAGCGGCAGGGUUGCCGGGUGGCAAGAAAGGGGAGACGGCGGCGGCGGCGGCGGCGGCGUUCUGUGGGUCGCGGGGGCGCUGGUGGCGGCGACAACGGCGACCAGCAUGAUGGUGAUGGGGAGGAGGAGGGGGGGGAGGAGGAGAUGGACGAGCACGAAGACGGUUUGGAUGUCGGUAGCGGCAGUGAGGAGGGCGACCAGGAUGAUGAUGAUGAUGAUGAGGAGGAGGAGGAGGAGGAGGUUAGAGGCGGCCGUGGAGGUGCCGGCGGCGGCGGCGGCGGCGCCCAAUCGGACUCUGCUGCUGCCGAAAGCGAGCAGCAGCUGCAGGCGGGCAUCACCGCGGUGGUCGCGGCGGUGACCAACCAGGCAUCUCGGGAGGCGGCGGAGGGGCCCAGAGCGCUGCUGCGUGACGAAAACACGCUGGCGGCGGAGGAUGUACUGCGCGAAGUACGGGAGGCGGAUGCCGCUGCCGCCGCCACGGCGUCGGCGGCGACAGCGUCAGGUCCGGCAUCAUCUGGCAGCAGCGGGAUGCAUCGCCGGCGGUUCGGCGGCGAGGAGACGUUGCGUCGGCGGGGAGAGGUACGGAGCCUCGGCAGCGGCAGCAGCGGCGGGGCCGCUACCUCGGCCUCUGCCGGACGAGCAUCGUACCGCAGGGUAACGGUCACGGCGGUAGGGAGCGCGGCGGCGGAUGCAGCUGCGACGGGUGUUGGGCACGAGGCCUCGGACGUGACAUUCAGUCACGGCGGCGACGGCAGCGGCGGCGGCGGCGGCGGAGAGGCAGAGUACGAAGUGCGGCUUUACAAGCGACGACUGUAUCCCGCCGGUCGCAUCCUGCACCUCUUUCCGAGCGCCGCCAUCGCCGGGGACCAGCCAGCGGCGGCGGCGGCGGCGGCGGCUGGCCUGACCGCUGCCGCUGCUGCUGCCGCUGCCGCAGCUGCUUGUACGAACCCCGCCGAUAACAUCGCGGCACGGACCUCCGUGGCGCAGUCGCCGUAUGUUCUGUACGAGGUGACGGAUGCGCAGGCGUACUCGCGUGUACGGCUAUGUCGUACGAUGGUGUCAGAUCACCUAAUUCCCGCCUACUUGGCCGCGUUGGAUAGUGUGCUCGGUCAGCUUGAGGAGCGGCAGCAGCGGGCGGCGAGAGACGCGUGGGAACAGGAGCAACAGCAGGAUACGCUACAGCUACAGCAGCUACAACAACAGGAACAGCCGCUACGCGAGUAG